Messenger RNA from Dibothriocephalus latus, 647 nucleotides. NCBI's taxonomy places the organism in Eukaryota, Metazoa, Platyhelminthes, Cestoda, Diphyllobothriidea, Diphyllobothriidae. The record is from the annotation of a GenBank genome assembly.
UGAUGCUAGAGUCUGAUCCCUCCACGACCGACGGCUCUACCCCUGGGGCUGCGUGGCAACUUAACACCACACACCAGCAAUCCGGAACCCAGACGUGGUCGUACUCCCGGCCUCCAUCGUCCUAUCGUCAGGACCGGGGAAACAGGAACGGCGGCUUCAGAAAUCCCUACAGGGUUCCACCCAGGAACCCGCCCCAUAGACCACCCCGUGACAAUCAACGCAAUCCGACCUGGACAAACCACGAAGACAACCUGUCUGUUAAGGCGUUAAUCGACACCGGCGCCUCCGUAUCCCUUGUAAGGGCCGAUCAGCUCUCUGACACCUGGGCCGGUCACAUUCGCCCAGCCGCUCGCCCCACUAGCCUCCGCACCGUCACCGGUGCGGGCAUGGUCGUACUCGGUACCGUUACACUUCCACUCGGUUACACCUAUGUUGACGUGGGACAUGAUUCUAGGGCGCCGCCGGCUGUUCGGGCUAGUCCUUGUUCACUUGACACAGAGGCCAUCUGUGCCGCUAUCGAGGCGGCUGUUGCUCUUCGUCCCACGGACAUCGAGUCCGUUUUGCCCAUUGAUCCUGACAUAACAGAGCGAGAUUUGCAGGCCCUUCGUGAUCUACUCACCGAGGCGGCCGACAUUUUCGCGUGGUAA